Messenger RNA from Prunus armeniaca (apricot), 444 nucleotides. The record is from the annotation of a GenBank genome assembly. Lineage: Eukaryota; Viridiplantae; Streptophyta; Magnoliopsida; Rosales; Rosaceae.
AUGACUACUGUUGACACUACCAUUACACGGUUUACAAUUGCUUGGAGAUUGGCAAUUUCUUGUUGGAGAAGUUCUGUCGUGUACGUUAGAUGUGCUCGUCUUCGAAUUUGUAGCCUGGCAUCUCGAGUACAGAAAACAUUGCAAGGUUCAUCUGACAAUAUUGGAUGGUUGCCACGCGCUCCUGGCAUGCCUGGUGUGGAGGAUGGUACAGCAAGAUUCUUGGAAUUGCUUGCAGGAAUAAGGAAUGGGGAGCACACAUUGCCUAGCUCAUUUGUCUAUCUGCUUAUUCCAGGCCUCUAUGGCAAUCACGGCACCGCAUCUGUUGAGCACAAUGCAUGGGAACUCAAGCAAUACAUUGAGGAGCUUUACUGGGAAUCCGGUAAGUGUGUGAUGCUGCUGGGCAAAGCAAGGAAGGUGAGAAGCCUGUAUUCCAACAAAGUAUAA